Anguilla rostrata (American eel) is the source of this 2721-nucleotide messenger RNA. It is a transcript of the gene slc24a1, whose product is annotated as solute carrier family 24 member 1. The record is from RefSeq and is a predicted model, not a curated record. Gene Ontology annotation, biological process: intracellular calcium ion homeostasis; calcium ion transmembrane transport. Gene Ontology annotation, molecular function: calcium channel activity; calcium, potassium:sodium antiporter activity. The transcript has 10 exons. Lineage: Eukaryota; Metazoa; Chordata; Actinopteri; Anguilliformes; Anguillidae. Gene Ontology annotation, cellular component: plasma membrane. The coding region runs from base 316 to 2475 and encodes 719 amino acids.
GUCCUAGCUGAUCUGAUUCAAUGACAGGCUGCAAAUAUCCUUGCAGUUUCACCAACUCACUGCUGCAGCCCAGCUGUGUACACUGUAGUGGGAGACACUGCCCCUUCACAGCAGCACGGUCACAGCCUCAGGUGCCAUCUGUGGGCAAAGUUGCAUGACGUUCUGAAAAAGAAAUGAAACAGUGUCUGCGGGAUAUUAUUAUCUUACCACAUCCAAAUUUUUCUCCUCAAAGCACAGAAAAGCUACUACAUGGCACAUUCAUGAAUCUAACUUAAUUUCUGAGAACAAUCACAACUGUCCAUAUUUAGGGCCAAAAUGUAUUUGUCACGGAGAAAGAGACUUCAGUGGAGUCGGAUCCUGUUCUUUGUCUCUGGUGUUCUGUUGUGCUGUAUCUACCAGUUGAGUCUGAGGGCAAGGAUGACGGAGCCCUGGCCAGAAGCUCAGAUUGCAGAGUACCCACAGGAAGAGAAGAAGCCUUCAACUGAAACUACCACGCCAGUGGUAGAAGUACUUAGCCACACUGUGGUGGAGAAUUUCAUAGAGAGAACAACUACAGGAACAACUACAGAAACAACUACAGCAACAACUACAUCAACAAUUACAGCGACAACUACAGCAACAACCACAGAACCAACCACAGAAUUGCCCACAUCUACAACCACCAAUCGGACUAACCUCAGGCAAUGCAUCUAUGUGGACCCUGAACCGUCCAAGACCACCGUAGCACCCGCACUGACCCCUUUUCCCAACACCACCGCCCCCAUGCCCAACACCACCUUCUCCUCCCCCGGCAGUGCCCCACUCAUGAAGGGUGAGUAUCCCAAGGACUUGUUCUCGGUGGAGCAGCGGCGACAGGGCUGGGUAGCACUGCACAUCUUUGGGAUGGUCUACAUGUUCGUGUCCCUGGCCAUCGUCUGUGAUGAGUUCUUUGUGCCGGCCCUGGGGGUCAUCACUGACAAACUGGCCAUCUCGGACGAUGUGGCGGGAGCCACGUUCAUGGCCGCAGGGGGUUCGGCUCCGGAGCUCUUCAUGUCCCUGAUCGGGGUCUUCAUCGCCCACAGUAACGUGGGCAUCGGGACCAUUGUGGGCUCGGCCGUCUUCAACAUCCUCUUUGUCAUUGGGAUGUGUGCCAUCUUCUCACGGGAGAUGCUCCACCUCACCUGGUGGCCUCUGUUCCGGGAUGUGUCCUUCUACAUCCUGGACCUCAUCAUGCUCAUCAUCUUCUUCCUGGACAAUACCAUCAUGUGGUGGGAAAGCCUGAUGCUGCUGAUGGCGUAUUGUUCCUACGUCCUUUUCAUGAAGUACAACGUGCAACUGGAGCAAGCCUUCAAAGGGCAGCUCAGCAAACACAAAAAUAUUAUUAAGGUCUUCACUGUGGAGGAGCCAGAGAAGGGCAAUGGAUCUAGACCUGCUGGGGACAAUAAACCUGAAAAUCAAGAGGCCAAGAAUCAUUUAUUGUUGAAGCCUCCCCUGCAGAGAGGGGGCAGCUCUGCCUCCCUGCACAACAGCACCAUGAGGAGCACCAUCUUGCAGCUGAUGAUCCACAGCCUGGACCCACUUGGGGAAGUGAAGUUUAAGGACAAGGCUGAAAUCCUGAACAACAUGGCUCAGAGGAAAGAAGGGGGAAAGGAAGAAGAAAAGAAAGAAGAUGCGUCCAGUAAACCUGAGCCCCCAGCCAAGGAGGAGGAGAAACCAUCGCAGGAGGAAGGAGAGAAGGCCCAGGAGGGAGCGGGCUCAGGGGCGCCAGGGGGGGCCGGGGGGUCCGAGGGGUCCGGCAGCAGCAGUGAAGAUGACAGCGAUGACGACAGCGAUGACGACAGUGAGGAGGAUGACGAAGAGGAUGAGGAGGAGAGCGAAGAGCCCCUGUCACUGGAGUGGCCGGACACACGGCGGAAGCAGGCCACCUACCUCUUCCUGCUGCCCAUCGUUUUCCCUUUGUGGCUGACCAUCCCUGACGUCCGCAAUGCGGCCUCAAAGAAGUUCUUUGCAGCUACCUUCCUGGGCUCCAUAAUGUGGAUCGCUGUGUUCUCAUACAUGAUGGCGUGGUGGGCACACCAGGUGGGGGAGACCAUUGGAAUCUCUGAGGAGAUUAUGGGCUUGACCAUCCUGGCAGCGGGGACGUCUAUCCCCGACCUCAUCACCAGCGUCAUCGUGGCCCGCAAGGGCCUGGGCGACAUGGCUGUGUCCAGCUCGGUGGGAAGCAACAUCUUCGACAUCACAGUAGGGCUGCCCGUGCCCUGGCUCCUGUACUCCAGCUUCCACGACCUGCAGCCCGUGGCCGUGAGCAGCAACGGACUCUUCUGCGCCAUCGUGCUGCUCUUCCUCAUGCUCCUCUUCGUCAUCCUCUCCAUCGCGUUCUGCAAGUGGAAGAUGAACAAGGUGCUGGGCUCCACCAUGUUCCUGCUCUACUUCAUCUUCCUGGUACUCAGCGUCUUGCUGGAGGACCGGAUCAUCAUCUGCCCCGUGUCCAUCUGACCAAUGGCUGCUGCUUCUCCGUCACUCUUGCGCCCUCCGCUCACACAGCGCGUGAUUUCCACGGGCUCUCAUUCACCCACUCACUCAGUUAUCCAUGUUUAACGCAUAUAUACGCUGGGAAAGGAAACUCUGGUACAGAUCACACACUGCUGUACUGUACAGACCAGCUUCGUAACAUGCACAUAGUUCAGCUGACUUUAGAUGCAUGUUCCGGCUGCCCACAUGUAAAAUCCAAUAGGCUGUGUC